UCCGAGGAGCCAGGCGCGUUCGCCCUUCUGCUAGCUAUGCUGCUGCGUCACUUCCGGCGCGUGCGUCCGGCGUCUGUCCGCCGCGGGAUGGCGUCUCUGAGGAGUUGGCUGUCCCGGAGUGUGGUCUCCCUGUUCAGGUACGGACAGCGUGUGCCUGUCUUGGCUAACCCUAAGAAACGCUGUUUCUCAGAAUUGAGAAGACCAUGGCACAAAACUAUGUUGGCUGGAUUCGGUGUGACACUGUGUGCAGUCCCUAUUGCUCAGAAAUCGGAGCCCCACUCUCUUAGUAACGAAGCACUGAUGAGGAGGGCUGUGUCUUUGGUGACAGAUAGCACGUCUACCUUUCUGUCGCAAACCACGUACGCGCUGAUUGAAGCAAUCACCGAGUAUACUAAGGCUGUUUAUACGUUAGUGUCUCUGUAUCGGCAAUAUACAAGUUUACUUGGGAAAAUGAAUUCACAGGAGGAAGAUGAAGUGUGGCAGGUGAUUAUAGGAGCCAGAGUUGAGAUGACUUCAAAGCAGCAGGAAUACUUGAAGCUGGAAACCACGUGGAUGACAGCAGUUGGCCUUUCAGAGAUGGCUGCGGAGGCUGCCUACCAGACAGGAGCAGAUCAGGCCUCUAUAACCGCCAGGAAUCAUAUCCAGUUGGUGAAGUCGCAGGUGCAGGAGGUACGCCAGCUCUCCCAGAAAGCAGAAACCAAGCUGGCGGAAACGCAGACACAAGAGCUGCACCAGAAAACACAGGAAGCCGGUGACGAGAGGGCUGACCAGGAAGAGGAGGCCUACCUGCGUGAAGAUUGAGGGCUUGAGCCCACUGCCCUGCCCACCCACUCAGUGGGGAAAGCGGAUGGAUGGCAUCCACCUAGUGUCACCCAGCUCUGCAGAGGCAGCAGGUUCUUCCUGUGCCAGUCAGUCCAUAAGCCUUUUGUGAGCUGUGCCUGGCCCCUUCUCUCUGGCCUCAGCCUUUAUGGUCCUGGUUCGCAGCCCUUGGGCAUGGUUCAACACGGUGCCCUCAGCACAGCUCCUCCCUUGCUGAUCCUUUUACCUCACACCUAGAGCUUCUCACCAACCUGGGCCUGAGGAGGAGGGGCCUUUCCUGACACACCUUUUACGUUCAAAAGCUGUUUAGCUACAGUUUUAAAUAUUACUCAGAUUUCAAGUAUAAUUUAGUGUUUGCUCCUCCACAGAAAAGGGGGAGCCUGUCUGGUUUGUAAAAUUUCUUUGUUUAUGAGCACAACUCAGCUGAGGAGCUACUCAGAGCACGAACAGUGCUCACUGGUGCUCCCCACAGGAUCUUUAACACGUGCUUCUUGUUCACUCCUUCUUUUCUUUGAGU
Molecule: messenger RNA, 1336 nt
Organism: Acomys russatus (golden spiny mouse)
Lineage: Eukaryota; Metazoa; Chordata; Mammalia; Rodentia; Muridae
Gene: Diablo
Product: diablo IAP-binding mitochondrial protein
Exons: 6
Coding region: 37-801 (254 amino acids)
Biological process (GO): neuron apoptotic process; intrinsic apoptotic signaling pathway in response to oxidative stress
Cellular component (GO): mitochondrion
Source: RefSeq, a predicted model, not a curated record